Messenger RNA from Caenorhabditis briggsae, 1464 nucleotides. The transcript is spliced from 6 exons. The record is from RefSeq and is a predicted model, not a curated record. Gene Ontology annotation, cellular component: nucleus. Gene Ontology annotation, biological process: regulation of DNA-templated transcription. Lineage: Eukaryota; Metazoa; Nematoda; Chromadorea; Rhabditida; Rhabditidae. The coding region runs from base 1 to 1464 and encodes 487 amino acids.
AUGUCGAAUUUCACUCCAUUCCUAUCUCUUUCCGACAAGAGACAACCUAUCGAUGACUCUUUCUCCUGGUCCAAAUUGAUCCACCAGCGUGAAAAAAUCGAGGAUGUCUCAUUUGUUCCACUCGACGUGCUUGCAUCUCCAUUCAAACAGGACUUUCGGAAUUCGAUUAAUUUGGGAUACUGGUUCAUGACACGCAACCACGAGUAUGAUUCUCUCUACCGAAACAAAAGAAAAGAUAUUCGAUGGAUUGCUGAGGUUGAAGAUAUGUGUGGCCUCUACGUACUUGGAAAGAUGGUCUGGACUUUGGAUGUGAGAUUCUGGGUCAAUAUUCUCUCCAGCACGGUUUACAGCCAAGACAACAUGCACCUGGAACCGAAUAUGGAAGGGAGGGUCCUCUUUCUCCCACCAUUUUCUGUAGAAGAAUACAGUAACAAUAGUUUCGCCUUCAGGAGAUCAAUUCUCGAGGAAGCUGCCAACCACCCAUCUUUUCGUGCGGAUUUUAAUCAAAAGAAGGAAAAAUUGGAGGACACCGAAUUCUUCGUGGGACAGAGAAUGGAGCUUCUCGACAAUGCUUACAGUAGUCAAAUGCAUGUCGCACGCAUCCAGGAGAUCAGAGGAAGAAGGUGGCGCGUGAAGAUCCAACAAGAGGACUGUCCGACUGACCUAGACAACAUGCUCAACGAGAGUCAAACCGAGAAGGAUGGAGAAUUUUGGGUGGACGAAGAAAGUGUAUUCGUCUUUCCCGUUGGAUUCGCGGCCAUCAACGGCUACAAAAUCAUCGCCCAGGAUGAAUAUUUGAGACACACACAGAAGAUUCGAGAUGCUAUCAAAGCCCACCAACCUCCAGCCUACGAUCCAGAGGAUAUUCAAGAGACGAUGCUUCGCAGGGAAGCAAUUCCGAAAAAUCUCUGGAGUAGGAUUGAAGAAGGCCAAAAGUUGGAGUUCCUCGACCCUCUUGACGCCAAACAGAACGAACUGACUGUGGCCACGGUUCGUAAAGUCUGCACUACUCAUGGAUACGUCAUUGUGAGCGCUGAUGGAUCUGAUGAGGAAACAGUCCCUAUUCACGUGAUGAGUGGAUACAUUUUCCCUGUGGGAUAUGCCGAGAAAUAUGGGAUGGCACUGAAGAAACCGCUGAACUUCAAAGGAAACUUUGCAUGGAGUACGUACUUGACUCGAAAAGGAGCGGUUUGCAUUCCAGAAGAUCUUACCAAACCCAUGCCAUCUCAAGAUAGGUUGGAACAGUUUGAGAUCGGAGCUUACUUGGAAGCAGCGGAUAUGAAUGACAAUAGGAGCAUUUAUCCAGCACGUAUUGUCUCCCUUCACGGCAGACUCGUCAUGGUGUCUUAUGAAGGCUACGAGAGCAGCGACAAUGCUUAUUUUGACAUUGACUCGCACAGCUUGUUCCCAAUUGGCUUCUCUGAAAUCUGUAACUUCAAGCUCCAGCGUCCAAAUGUAGAAUAA